Molecule: messenger RNA, 3870 nt
Organism: Aspergillus pseudotamarii
Lineage: Eukaryota; Fungi; Ascomycota; Eurotiomycetes; Eurotiales; Aspergillaceae
Product: ABC transporter ATP-binding protein
Exons: 10
Coding region: 1-3870 (1289 amino acids)
Biological process (GO): transmembrane transport
Cellular component (GO): membrane
Molecular function (GO): ATP binding; ATP hydrolysis activity; ABC-type transporter activity
Source: RefSeq, a predicted model, not a curated record
AUGGAGUCCUCGUCUUCCUUGCCGGCAAAUCAUAAUGUUCGGGGAGAGAGCAUUGAUCGCCAGCAGCAGCCCCAGGUGGAUGCUAGUAAUCGCCCAUCCUCUCUAAAAAGUUAUGUAAGGAUACUCUCGUAUGGUGCCAGAGGCGGUGGCCUUGGACCUAUGGUGCUCGGCCUAUUGUGUGCGAUGGGCUCCGGCGUGGCCUUACCAUUAAUGAAUGUAGUUUUUGGAAAUCUCACUGGAGACUUUAAUCGCUAUUUUACAUCUAACAACUCUGUCAAUGAAGACGCUUUCAGGGCUCUUUACAUUGUAUAUCUUUUCAUUGGGAAGUUUGUUCUUACAUACAUUUCCAUGCUCUGCUUCCGCAUCAUCAGCCUCCGGGCCUCAUCAGCGCUACGGCUUGAAUAUAUGGAAGCGCUUUUUGCUCAGCCUGUCCGCAAGCUGGACGAAACGUCCGUGGGGACAGUGACCAAUGCUAUCACAGGCCUAUCAAACACAAUCCAGCAGAGCGUAUCUGAUCGCUUGGCAAUCCUGUUCCAGUCCCUCGCUCUGUUGGUGGCCGCCUAUGCGGUGGCCUUUCGGUAUUCGUGGGCAUUGACUUUGGUCGUUAGCUCCGCCAUUCUGUUUGUGCUUGUGGGGUUUAGUAUUACCGUUCCCCAUAUUGUCAAGGCACAGCGAAUGGUGGAUCGCGCCGAUGAGAAGCAAGCCGCCGUUGCAGCAGAGGUCUUCAGUGCGAUCCGAACCGUCCUUGCUCUUGGAGCUGAAGUCCCGCUGUCCCACAAAUACUCCUCAUGGGUAAAGGAGGCUCGUAAGCGUGCUGUCCGGAUGUGUCCAGUUACUGGAAUUCAUCUGGCACUACUUUUCUUCGCUAUGUACUCCAGUUAUGCUUUGGCCUUUUGGUUUGGGUUGAAGCUAUACAGCGAGGGCCAUAUUGCAAACGUCAACACUGUCAUUGUGGUCUUUUUUUCUGUGCUUUUAGUGGUUACUGUGCUGGGCGGGAUCGCGUCCCCAUUAAUGGCGAUCACUAAGGCGACGAGUGCUUCUGGCCCAUUUUUCGAUGUGAUUGAUGCGGAUCGCGUUUCAAUGAAGGGGCUUCGGAGCCCGGAUGCUUCCAGUCAGGAGGAUAUUUGUUUCGACUCAGUUAGCUUCGCCUAUCCAACUCGUCCUGAUACACAGGUGCUACGGGACUUUACGGCCUAUUUUGAGAGGGGCAAUACGACUGCCCUUGUAGGCCCUUCAGGUUCUGGGAAAAGUACCGUUGUAGCUCUCAUAGAACGUUGGUAUCAGCUUCGGAACACCGACCCGCCAGAGGAGAGUCGAGUGGUCCGGGGCCGAAUCCUUGUGGGUAAGCAUAACCUCAACGAUCUUGACAUAAAAUGGUGGAGGUCACAGAUCGGUUUGGUCGAGCAGGAACCUGUUCUAUUCAAUGAAUCGGUGUAUACCAAUGUGGCCUUUGGGCUAAUAGGAACUGCAUGGGAGCACGAGCCAGAACGUGUGAAGAUGGACUUGGUGGUGAAGGCAUGCCGCGACGCUUUUGCCAACGAGUUUAUUGACAGACUGCCUCUGGGAUAUGAUACUGUGGUGGGUGAAGGUGGCAUCGCAUUAAGUGGAGGGCAGCGUCAACGUUUAGCAAUCGCUCGAAGCAUAGUCUGUAACCCAUCAAUUCUCAUUCUCGACGAGGCGACAAGUUCAAUCGAUAUACGAGGUGAGCAAGUCGUUCAGGCGGCCCUAGAUCGGGUCUCUCGAGAUCGAACAACCAUUAUGAUUGCGCAUCGCCUUUCCACUAUCAUCCGAGCAGACCAUAUAAUUGUGAUGAAAGAUGGCUCUAAAGCAGAAGAAGGCACGCAUCAAACAUUGAUGGACCAUCGUGGAGUGUACUACAGCCUUGUAAAUGCGCAGCAACUGGAAAGUCCAGCCAUGGAUACUACUGCAGCAAUCGAGGAGCUUCCCUACACUCUCCCUGAGGAUACCAAAGUUGAAGCUUAUGCAGCUGACGGCUAUGAAGUUACUGACAGCGAGGAGGUCGUCAAGAGAAAAGGAGGGAAAGGCGUAAUCCGUACCUUGUGGCAUGUCGUACGCGAGCAAAGGACCCACUGGCCUGUAUUGGCUUUGACCGUCAUCGGAUCAAUGGGUGCUGGGUCUGCCUUUGCGUUCCAGAGCUGGCUUUUCGCAAAGCUCGUUCAGGUCUUUCAGUUUUCUGGCAACAAGUUGAGUGAAGCGGCGAACUUCUGGUCCCUCAUGUUUUUUAUUCUUGCCCUCGCGAUGUGCCUAUUCUAUUUCGAUGUUGGCUAUGCUUCCACAUCUUUUUCAGUUGAUAUCGCAGCAAACUAUCGCCAAGACUACUUUCAGAGCAUUCUGCACAAGCCCGUAUCAUACUAUGAUCAGGAAGAAAAUUCCUCUGGUACCCUCAUGGGAAGAUUAUCAACAGACCCAAAACAGCUGCAAGAGCUGUUUGGCGUCAAUGGGGUCUUCCCACUUAUUUCGAUUUUUAGUCUCAUGGGAUGCGUUGCUAUCUCAUUUAGUUUCGGCUGGAAGUUAGCUGCAGUAGCUUUCUUUGCUGCCUUGCCCUUUAUCUUGCUGGCUUCAUAUUUCCGAAUUCAAUAUGAAGUCCAAUUUGAGGGCAUGAAUGCAGAGGUAUACGCUGAAAGCUCCAAGUUCGCUACGGAGGCAAUUCGUGCCUUUCGAACGGUUACUUCACUCACGAUGGAAGACACCAUCCUGCAACGAUACUCUAAUCUGCUGUCUCAACAGAGAAUCAGAGCCAUUCACAAGGCCUGGCUUGCGACGCUCGUGGUUGCGCUCUCUGAUAGCAUCGACCUCUGCGCUAUGGCACUUACCUUCUGGUAUGGUGGGCAGCUUCUUGCCUCUCGCGAAUAUGACCCAGUGGUGUUCUUUGUGGUCUACAUUGCUAUUAUCCAAGGGGGACAGUCGGCAGGUCAGUUUCUUAGCUUCGGUCCUAAUAUGGCACAGACAACAGCAUCUGCCCGACGCAUAUUAGAGACAAGAUCUUCGUCAAAUGAGCGAGACAAUGACCAGAACCACCGUCCACAAUCGAUGUCUGGUGUUCCGCUCUUUCACCAGGCCGAUGUGUGCUGCCGAGACCUCACCUUCCAGUAUCCAUCUCGCGGUGGACCUGUCUUUACAGGGAUGAAUUUCAGCAUCCACAGUGGCCAGUAUGUUGCAAUUGUUGGCCCAUCCGGAUGCGGCAAAUCAACUAUCGUCUCUCUCCUGGAGCGGUUUUACGACCCCGCCAAAGGUAGUAUAGAAUUCGCAGGCCAAGAUAUCCGAAAGUACCCACUUGCAUCUUAUCGUCGAGCAUUAUCUCUGGUCUCUCAAGAACCCAAGCUCUUCGAAGGCACCAUUCGGGAAAAUCUUCUCUUGGGCCUCGAAGCGGAUGAUGAUGGAGAGCUUGAUACGUCGAGGGAAGCGCGGAUGAUAGAGGCGUGCAAAGAUGCCGAACUUCAUGAAUUUAUUAUAUCUCUUCCUGAAGGCUACUCCACCUCCCUGGGUAUUAAUGCUCAAUUAUCUCUCAGCGGUGGUCAAAAGCAGCGACUCUGUAUUGCCCGUGCACUAAUGCGUAGACCACGGCUACUUCUUCUGGACGAAGCAACGUCCAGUCUCGAUUCGCAGUCCGAGAGGCUUAUACAGAAGGCACUAGAGCGACUGGCGGAGAGGAAAACGAUGACGAUAAUUGCGGUUGCUCACCGACUAGCCACUAUUCAGAAGGCUGACUUGAUACUUGUCUGCGGAGAGGGAGAGCCUGGCAGCGGUUCUGUUAUUAUUGAACGUGGUACUCAUACUGAACUACUACAGAGAAGGGGUGUAUACUGGCAGAUGUGCCAGGUUCAAGCUCUAGAUAGCCAUACGAAUUAA